This is a messenger RNA of Paramecium pentaurelia, 319 nucleotides long. NCBI's taxonomy places the organism in Eukaryota, Ciliophora, Oligohymenophorea, Peniculida, Parameciidae. The record is from the annotation of a GenBank genome assembly.
AUGUUAUAUUGUUUUCUUGUGUUCGAUCUUCAUCUUCUGGAAAUAUUGGAUUUCUUUAAGAUGGAAGAAGAGUUAAUGUUGCCUUAACAAGAGCAAGAAAUGCUUUAUUUAUUUUUGGAAAUGCAAUUACAGUAAAAAAUAUUAUUAUUAUAUUAGUUGGCAUAAUGUUAAUUAUGGAAGAACCUAUUAUUAAAUUUGCACAAUAGGAAGCUUUACAGAUAUGUUGGAAAAAAUGAUUAUUUUUCAUUUAAAAUUUUAGCAGAAGAUAUUUGGUUUGAUAGAUAAAGAAAAAUUCAUGACUAACUAUUAAAUCUUUUGA